AUGCAAUAUAUAGUGUAUCUAAUAAGUUCUUUCGUCGUUUGUCUUGCGACCCGUCAGCAAUGUGUGGGUGUUACGGGACGCCUAAUGUGUGGAAAAAAGCCAGCAUCGGGCGUGACGGUCAAGCUGUGGGAUGAAGAUGAUGGUCCAGAUCCAGAUGACCUUCUCGAUCAGGGCUACACAGAUGCCAAUGGAAAUUUUAACCUGAAGGGGUCGGAAAUUGAAGCAACCAAUAUUGAUCCGGUAUUGAAAAUUUACCAUGAUUGUGACGAUGGUAACAAGCCUGGCCAGCGAAAAGUGAAGUUCCGCAUUCCAAGUUCGUAUAUUUCACCCGGAGGACUUCCGAGACGUGUUUUCAACAUAGGAAUUCUCAAUUUGGAAACUAUUUUUGCGAAGGAGGAACGAAACUUAUUGUAG
Molecule: messenger RNA, 414 nt
Organism: Strongylus vulgaris
Lineage: Eukaryota; Metazoa; Nematoda; Chromadorea; Rhabditida; Strongylidae
Source: the annotation of a GenBank genome assembly